UGCAUCAGGGUGACGGUGGUGUGAUCAGGGAGGAAGAAGAGGAGAGGUGUUCACCGAGUCCACACAAGCACCUGUGCGCUUUUAUUCUGAAAGUCUGCCCCCCUCACCUGUGCGCAGCAGGUACCACAGAGCUUCACUUUUAUUCUGGAGCCUGUGGAGACGGACGUGUGUUCCAUCCCCCGCACAGCCGUGGAUCGAGUCUCCCUCCUCGGUGUCUUCAUGGAGAGGAGGCUGAGCAAUGCGCGCCCAGCAUGGCUGUGGCUCCAGCAGCGACCACCCAGGGACCGGUAUGGCUUUUAGCCGCAUCCGUAAACUGGACGCCCCGUCCCGCGGCAUCUUCCGGAGAGCGGCGGUCAUGCUCGGCUCCCUCCUCGCCUCCCUCUUCCUCCUGCACUGCCUCACCGACCGCUGCUGCACCAUCACCCCCGCGUCCGCCUCCGCCUCACCGGGCCAAGCCUCCUCCUCCUCCGGGCGGCUCUUCGAGGACCUGAGGUCGCUGAGGACCAAGCGGCUGGUGUACGAGUGGACCCCCGGGUCCGCGCGCUCCUCGCCGGUGCUCGCGGACCCGCUGGCCGGGGAGUCGCUCCUCCUGCCGCCCCCGGAUCUAGUCGCCUCCAGGAAAGUGUCGCCGAGGUUCGCAGGUAAACUCAGUCCGCUCGGGGAGGGGAGCAAGAAGCUGCCGCAGGCUCUCAUCAUCGGGGUGAAGAAGGGAGGCACCCGGGCUCUGCUGGAGUUUCUCCGGGUUCAUCCGGACAUCAGGGCCGUGGGAGCGGAGCCGCACUUCUUCGACCGCAACUACGAGAACGGGCUGGAGUGGUACAGGGAGCUGAUGCCCAAGACCCUGGAGGGCCAGAUCACCAUGGAGAAAACCCCCAGCUACUUUGUGACCAGAGAGGUCCCCGCCCGGAUCUCCGCCAUGUCCCGGGACACCAAGCUGAUCGUGGUGGUGAGGGACCCCGUCACCAGGGCGAUCUCCGACUACACACAGACACUGUCCAAGAAGCCCGACAUUCCCUCCUUCGAGAGCCUCACCUUCAAAAACAGGACUACGGGGCUCAUCGACACCUCGUGGAGCGCCAUCCAGAUCGGCAUCUACGCCAAGCACCUGGACAACUGGCUGCAGUACUUCCCCAUGGGCCAGAUCCUGUUCGUGAGCGGCGAGCGGCUGAUCAGCGACCCGGCCGGAGAGCUGGGCCGCGUGCAGGACUUCCUGGGGCUCAAGCGCAUCAUCACGGACAAACACUUUUACUUCAACCAGACCAAGGGUUUCCCGUGCCUCAAGAAGGCCGAGGGCAGCAGCAAGCCCCACUGCCUGGGAAAAACCAAAGGGAGGACCCACCCGAACAUUGACCCCGAGGUGGUGCAGAGGCUCCGGGACUUCUACCGGCCCUUCAACAUGAAGUUCUACCAGAUGACGGGACGUUUCUUUGGCUGGGAAGACUGAACGGGACACUGAGGACUGUCUGAAAAUACCACGAUGGACGAGGGAGGGCCACUUUCAGAGGGAAAAACUUUUGGGAACAAAUUCGUGACAUUUCAAGAAAUAGCACUAAUAUUUUUUCAAAAAGUUAUAAUUUUAGUUUAAGUACAUUUUGUAAAUAUCGGGAAAAUUCAGUUGUGCAGUCAAAACACCAAAAUACAAGCAAAGCUAAACCUUGGAGAUUUAAUCUGAUGUAACCGAUCAAAUUCUAAUAUUUGGUUAUAUUCUCAAAAAUAAAUGUAUAAAUUUAGUCUCAAAAUAUUUUCUCAUAGAUUUAUAUUUAAUUUAAUACUCAUUGUAACAUUGAGGCUUUAUUUUUGUGCAUUUAUUCUUUAAUUUUUUAUUAUUAUUUAAAAACAAAUAUAUAUAUAUAUAUAUGAUUCAUAUAAUAAAAUCAUAAUCAUAUAUUGAAAUUAUUUAUUCCUACAAAUUAUGAAUGUAGUAAUUGUAAAAGAAAACAAGAUCUUAUAUAACAGCCAAUGGAAAUUAUAGGCCUUUUUUUUUCCAGAAAUAUUCUAAUUUGUUUUUCUCAUAACACCAUUAUUUCUGUAAUAUUAUAAACUUUUCUCAAACUUUCUGACUUUGCUCUGUGGACUUUCAGAGACGUUUCGACUUGGUUGUCAAAAUGUUUCCUCCCCCGACAGUGUCCUCGUCCCUCUGUCGCAGGAAGUCGGCCUCGCCGCUAACCCUAAGCAAUAUGUGGCUGCUACAGGAGGGAGGAAGGGCCCAUCUCUCCUCAGUGGCGGCCCUGAUAUGCAAUCUUUCACCGUUCCAUUUUCCAUCAUCAGCGCUGCCUCUAAUCCACAAUCAUGGAGAUGUUUUCAUCCGAGAAAAAAGACGAUUGAGUUGUUGAGGGGUUUUCGUCAUGUCUCCCUGCACUAUCUGAAGAAACGCUUCUUCCUUUUACUUUUUAUUUUUUAACUCCGAAGUCCUCGUCUGCGAGAGAGAACUAUGAUAUGCAGUGCUUCUGUAAGAAGAUGUGUUCAGGGGCUUUUGAUAAAAGCUCUUACUGAGUGAUUUAAUGCCAUAUUUUAAACAUACAUAGCUGCUUUCAAAACAAUUUUUCUAGCAAAAAGAAUAUAAAGAAAAGAUAAAAAUAUAUGUAUUUUUGAAAUGUAUUUAUUCAAGAGGAACACACGCAGUAUGUUUGUAUUUUGAAUAACUCCUCAGUGAUUAUUUGCUCUUGUGUUAUUACGCUCCCCAUGCCUUUAGAGUAUUGUUUGUUUUAUACUGAAACGCUAAAAACGUGUGUUAAUUUCAGGUCAUCCGUUCUAACAUGUAUCUGCUGCACAGUGCGUGGACACGUGUGGUCUGAGCCUCCAGCGUCAGAGCUGUGACCGUGUUAUUUCAAGGGUUGUUUCCCCACCUUCAGUUAAUGAAGUUAAAGGCAAAGAUAGCACUCGCGAUUAUUCAAGCACCGGUGACUGCGGUGGAGGUAGGAGACCUCCGCUUCGCCUUCCCAGACCGCGACUCGAGUUUCCUCAACAUGCCUCCUUGUGAAUUGAAUACACUUGAUGUCACUGGCCUUCCUUGCCUCGAGGCAGUGUGUGUGUGUGAGUACGUGUGUGUGUGUGUGUGUGUGUGUGUGUGAGCGAAUGUGUGGAAGUCUUCUCAAACCCAGGGGCGCUUGAGAACAAUGGCUGAGUUGUGUUCCUAAUUUCUCUCUACUUGUAUUGUGAGCCACUUUCUGAAAGCAGAUGUUCUUCAAAAGGCACAAAAUCAACAGUGUGUUUUUUGGGGGGGUGAGCAUCGGAAAACAACCUAAUAUACAUUUUGUCUUUUGGGGGAUUAUAUUACCAAUCUAACUGUGCUGUUCUGACUGUUGUUUACUCCGAGUUGUAGGGAUUUUUAAGGCACUCAUUGAAUAAAAGAUGUUAUAUGUAAACGUUUUAAUUAUAAA
Molecule: messenger RNA, 3380 nt
Organism: Hippoglossus stenolepis (Pacific halibut)
Lineage: Eukaryota; Metazoa; Chordata; Actinopteri; Pleuronectiformes; Pleuronectidae
Product: heparan sulfate glucosamine 3-O-sulfotransferase 3A1
Exons: 2
Coding region: 239-1444 (401 amino acids)
Molecular function (GO): [heparan sulfate]-glucosamine 3-sulfotransferase activity
Source: RefSeq, a predicted model, not a curated record